AUGGGCCGUAUAAAGCAGAAAGGAAAGGCUGGGGCAGCCAAGGCUUAUGUUACGCGUUCAGCAGCAAUCAAGAAACUCCAAUGCUCACUCGCCGACUUCCGCAGACUAUGCAUUCUAAAAGGUAUCUUCCCAAGGGAUCCGAAGAACAAGAAGAAGGCGAAUAGAGGAUCAUCAGCUCCUACGUCGUUUUAUUAUGCGAAGGACAUCGCAUACUUAGCUCAUGAGCCCGUAUUGGAAAAGCUUCGAGAACAUAAAGCAUUCGCGAAAAAACUUUCCAGAGCGCUUGGUCGAGGCGAAUGGAGUGUUGCAAAGAGUCUGGAAGAAAACAAGCCAGUCUAUCGGCUUGACCAUAUCAUCAAAGAAAGAUAUCCAACUUUCAUAGAUGCAGUUCGCGACAUCGAUGACGCGCUAUGCCUUAUAUCCCUUUUUGCAUCAUUGCCAUCCAAUAAUAGACUUCCUCCGUCACUCAUCGAAAACUGCGCUCGGUUGUCCGCCGAAUGGCAGCUAUAUGUCAUGCGCACAAAUACACUUCGCAAGAUUUUCUUAUCCAUCAAGGGCGUCUAUUUCCAGGCAGAGGUCAUGGAUCAGAACGUUACCUGGCUUGUGCCAUACCAGUUUACUCAAAACAUUCCCGCGGACGUUGAUGUGCGAGUAAUGUUGACGUUCCUGGAACUCUACCAGACAUUGCUUGGUUUUGUCUUUUUCAAACUCUAUAUGGACGCCGGACUUGUUUAUCCUCCUCCACUGGACUCCGAUAAAGAUGCCACUGCUGCCGGCGUUGGUGCCUUCAGCUUGCAAGAAGUUGACAAGCGGCUUUCUGGUGACAGUAGCGAGCAGCAGAAAAUAGAAGUAACUGGGAAGGCGGUAUCGGGAAAAAUUGUCAGGCAGGCUAUCAAAGACGUCUCUGUUAAUGACACGACACAAAACGAUGCGACUCUGCCCAUGGUCGAAGAGGAUAACAAGGUGGCAGAGGCUACCGAUGACUUCGUCUCUCAACCAUCCAAAACAAACCCAGAAGAAGCUGCUUCAUUGACUACACUCCAAACUCUUUCAUCCUUACCCGAAUCAACAGCCGGAAAGCUACUGUCUCCGUACACAUUCUUCCUAUCCAGAGAAACAUCGCGGCCUCUGUUUGAGUUCAUAAUACGGUCAUUUGGCGGACGUGUUGGUUGGCCUGCAACGUCUGGUUCUGGAUCGCCAUUUGAUGACAGUGACGAAUCGAUAACUCAUGUCAUCAUUGACCGACCGUUAGUCGCCGGGAAUAAUAUAUCAACUGAGGAGAAGGAGCGACGGCAGAAACGCAAGUACGUUCAGCCGCAAUGGGUCGUGGAUUGUGUAAAUGCGGGCAAAGUUCUUUCUGAAGAGCCGUACCUUCAAGGCGCAACACUGCCGCCUCACCUAAGUCCGUUCGGAGAGUCACUCGGUGCAUACAAUCCUACCCAAGCCGAGCAGGAUGCCAUGGACGUCUCCCGUGACGAGGAAGAACAUGAGACCGCGUCUCAAUCGGAUGACGAAAAUGCCGAUACGGCAGAUGGAAAGGAUGCCCUCGGUGUCUCCGUCGCAUAUGCGGGCAGCGAUUCAGAACGGCUGCGCGCUGCCGAGUUACAAGCAGAGUCACAAGGUGUCGACUUUGGAGCAUUUGAAAAGAGUGUCAAAAAGGCGGCAAAGAAAACGGAUGAUGCGACGCCAAGACCGCCGCCGACGGACAAUGAAGUGGACAUGAAUAAGAUGAUGAUGAGCCGGAAACAACGGAAAUUAUAUGACAAGAUGAAAUACAGUGAGAACAAACGGAAUGAGGAGCGGGACCGACUGGAACAGAGGCGACAAGCAUUGCGGAGGGAAAAGAAGCGGAUUCAAAAGACAUAAUGACCUGUAUGAUUCAUCUGCGCAUUGUGUUCAGACAGUCCAUCUCGCUAUUAUUGGUAGUAGAAAUAACUGUUGUGAUGCGUUGUUUGUCCGGCUAUUUUUCAUUGUUGUAGUGGUGGACGAUCAGGUCACUUUGGAUUCUGAUGUUGUACGUAAUACGGCUGUUUCUGUUACACUAUACUUUCGGAAUCUAGAACACCUGUGCCU
Fomitiporia mediterranea MF3/22 is the source of this 2073-nucleotide messenger RNA. RefSeq lists its product as uncharacterized. The transcript has 5 exons. The coding region runs from base 1 to 1866 and encodes 621 amino acids. Gene Ontology annotation, molecular function: RNA binding. Gene Ontology annotation, biological process: ribosome biogenesis; maturation of LSU-rRNA from tricistronic rRNA transcript (SSU-rRNA, 5.8S rRNA, LSU-rRNA). The record is from RefSeq and is a predicted model, not a curated record. Gene Ontology annotation, cellular component: nucleolus; PeBoW complex. Lineage: Eukaryota; Fungi; Basidiomycota; Agaricomycetes; Hymenochaetales; Hymenochaetaceae.